GAGUUCAGUUACCAAAUAUAGCUGCCUUGGAUAAGAAUUAUUCAGUCACAGAAGGGCAGAUGCUGUGAGGCUCUGUCACAGUAGCUCUCAGUGUGGACCAAGCAAAUCUUGAUGCCUAACUGAAGGGAUUUUAUGUACAGCCAUUGGAAAUACAGAAAAGGAACUAUUUGUCUGAGCUUUCGGAAGAUAUUGCUUCUUUUUGGAUUUGUACUCCAGAACAUUAAGCAUGCAAGACUGCAGCAGUGACCACGCUGUCCCUUUGUCUCUCAUGCUUAAGGAGGCCUAUUCAGCUGAGAAAAGGGCACAAGAGGAGUUCAGUGAAAGCAUGUCAGAAGCAUCUUCUCAUGAUGGCUACUUUGAUUCUGUAUCAGACCUGCAGGAUGAUGAAGGUAUAAACUAUUCUGCAGAACUGUCUGCUUUCCUCAGCCAAGAUGAAAUUAAUAAAAGCUUGGAUCUUGCAAGGGAAGCCAUUGACUGCUGCUUGACAGAGGAAACAAACUAUGGGCAAGAAUUCACACACUUUUUUGGUACACCUGUAUUUGAUUUCCCCGAAACUUCAGAAACUGUGACUCUGCAUAAUACUGGACUUGCUCAAGAGGAUGCAUCUCUGCCUUCUUAUCUGAGCUUCCAGAGUGCAUUGCCAGAAACUGAGUCUAAUACUGAUGCAGAAAACAUAGCCACACAACUGGAACACAGUCCAAGUAAUACAGACUCCUCAAAAACCACUGCAGUGACACAAUCCAGCCCUCUCCAGGCUGAAUCUUCAGCUUUCAAAAAGUUUGAAAGGCAUUUUGCUAACAUCUCAGAUGUGGCAAAGGACACGCAAAGUCAAAGCCAAGGAAGCAUCAAAGUGUUGCAGACUGAUUCUUCAUCAAAGAGUGAGGCAGGCAACAAAGCUGCUUCGUUCAUUGAGGAGCUGUCCUCCAUUUUUAGAGUUGCAGGAAAAUCAAAAGGGAAAAAUCAUAAUGAAGAUUCCUCUUCACCUGAUAGUGGGUAUUUGUCUCCUAAGACACAGUCAGCUACACACUGCACUUCCAGUGACAAUAGUAGCAAAGCCCCUCAGCAGGAAAACGUUCAUUGCAAGCCAUUAUCAGGAGUGGAUAUGGAAGCAGCACCUAAUGAGCAAGACGAUCAUGUGGUGGAAGGAAUGGCCCAGGCUGAUGAUGUCAGUGGCUCUGUUAUGGCACCAAGGUUUAUUCAGAAGCUGAAGAGUCAAGAGGUUGCAGAAGGAAGCAAAGUUCUGCUUGAGUGCAGGGUAAUCGGAAAUCCAACUCCACAAGUUCGAUGGUUUUGUGAAGGGACAGAACUGACAAAUUCACCUGACAUUCAGAUUUGUCAGAAUGGUGAUUUCAACACGUUAGUCAUCACUGAAGCCUUUGAAGACGACACCGGACGUUAUACUUGUGUGGCUGAAAACAUAGUGGGAUCAGAUACCACGUCAGCUGAAGUUUACAUUGAAGGUGCCAGUUCAACUGAUUCAGAGGGAGAGGGUUCAAUGCUAAAAGCCAAACCUGGAGCCAUGCCACAGGCCCAGAAGAAAACUACCUCUGUUUCUCUCACAAUAGGGUCCCCCUUUCCAAAGGCUGGGGUGACAACUGCAGUGAUUCAGCCCCUCUCAGUGCCAUCUCAACAGUGCCAAAGCCCUACAACGUUUCUAUAUCGACAACCUGGCCUAAGCUCUCCUUUUUCUGCUCCUGUGUUCACGAAGGUGUUACAGGAUGUCACUGCAUCAGAGGGACAGGUCGUUGUACUGGAGUGCAGAGUCAGGGGAGCAAGUCCUUUACAUAUCCAGUGGUUUCGACAGGGAGAGGAGAUUCAAGAUUCACCAGACUUCAGAAUCCUUCAGAAAAAACCACGUUCUGCAUCUGAACCUGAGGAGAUCUGUACUUUGGUGAUUGCCGAAACCUUUCCUGAGGAUGCAGGAACAUUCUCGUGUGUGGCAUGCAACCAGUUUGGAUCAGUAACAAGCACAGCACAACUUUUCGUUUGCCCUGCCACUGAAGAAAGUACUAGAAAUGGUAUCAUGGAUGAUGACUUUAUGGAUAGUGAUUUCCAGCAAUUUCCUCCUCCACCUCCAUUGACUGAAGUUAGCUGCUUGGAACUUCCUCCUAAGAAAUCAGUUGAAAGUGUUAAACCAAAUGUGGCAGAGCUUCAGUUACAAAUCAGUCCCGUAGAGAGCAGGCCAAAUGGAUUUCAGUCUGAUCAUGGGAUGAAUGGAAUGCUGAAUGGCAAGACAGAUAACGAAAGCUCUAUGCCUAGUCCUCAAGUUCUUCUGUCUCCUGUGAAGGAACCACCACCACUGCCUGCCAAACCCAAGCUAGACCCCUUACAGAUACAGAAACUCCAAAACCAGAUUCGACUGGAACAAGAAGGCUUUGUGUGGCAACAAGAUAGUGUUCUGCAAACAAAUCCUCCACCUUCUCCACCUCUGCCACCUCCUCCAUCCUUCCAGGAGCUUGAGUCAAGCCAGCUGCUUUCUCCAACUGCACAAAUGAAUGUUCUUAAUACCCACAGUCCUUCUACAAUGCAGCCAACAAGCACUUUUAACUAUGCCAGGCCCAAGCAGUUUAUAGCAGCUCAGAACAUUGGACCUUCUUCUGGAUAUGUGACUCCAUCAUCUGGCUCUUCCAGUUCCAGCCUUCCAUCACCAAUGUCUCCAUCCACUCCUCAGAAACAGUUUAAUAGAGUAAUCCUUCCUGCCUAUCAGCAGCAAUAUUCUAAUGAGGGAGACACCCUGUAUCCCCCCUCUUCCCCAUCUCCUCCUCCUCCCCCUCCACCUGUCUUCAGUCCCCCUGCUAGUUUUGCUCAAGAUAAUUUUCCGCUGCCUCCACCACCUCCUCCUCUGCCACCAACUACACCACCUUCAUCAUACAGUCCAUGCUCCAGUGACAGAAUGUCUCCAUUCGCUAGCCACACACCGUCUGCCUUCCUGAGCUCCAUACUGCCUUCUCAGCCAAUAUCACCCAUUAAUACACGACUUCCCAAAGGUGUGACACCACUGGGAUUCCCAAGAAAAAACAGCAGAACUAUGAGGAUUGCAUCUGACGAGGAGAUUCAAGGGACAAAGGAUGCUGUCAUUCAGGACCUGGAAAGAAAACUGCGAUUAAAAGAAGACUUACUAAACAAUGGUAACCAGAGAUUGACCUAUGAGGAGAAGAUGGCUCGUCGGUUACUAGGUGCUGACACUGCUGCAACUGUUUUUACUUCUCAAGAUUCAGAAGAUGAUUCUGUACCGCAGGAACUCGGCUCACUUGAUCCUUCUGUAGGGACUUCUGGUGACACUCAAAAGGAAUACAAAGUGUCAAGCCUUGAGCAGAGACUGAUCAGUGAGACGGAGCAUCGUCUGGAACGUUCCGCUACUGAAGAUUCAGAUGAUGAGGUGCAGCAUGGCGACAUUCCAGAAGAGAAUUGUGUUGCACCUUUCUUUGAGAACAAGUUGAAACACUACAAGGUGUUUGAGGGGAUGGCUGUGAAAUUUACCUGUAAAGUCAUUGGAGCCCCAAAACCAAAGAUCUACUGGUUCAAAGAUGGAAUGCAGAUAUCUAAAACAAAUGAACACUAUAAGAUUCAGGGAGAACCUGAUGGGACUUGCUCACUUGAAACUACGUAUUCCACUCUUGAUGAUGAUGGCAUUUAUACCAUUAUGGCUGCCAACCCACAGGGUCGAGUAAGCUGUACUGGAAGGCUAAUGGUGCAAGCUGUCAAUCAAAGAGGGCGGACAGUCAGAUCUCCCACCGGAAUGCCUCAUGUCAGAAGGCCAAGAUCCCGCUCCAGAGAUAGUGGAGAGGAAAAUGAGCCAAUCCAAGAACGUUUCUUCCGACCUCACUUCCUACAGGCUCCUGGAGACAUGAUUGUCCAAGAAGGGAAAUUGUGUAGAAUGGAUUGCAAGGUGAGUGGAUUGCCAACCCCUGAUUUAAGCUGGCAGCUCAAUGGAAGGCUGGUCCGUUCUGACAGCUCUCAUAAAAUGCUUGUGCGUGAGAAUGGAGUGCACUCUCUCAUUAUAGAACCAGUCACAGCCAGAGAUGCUGGUAUCUACACAUGCAUCGCUAGCAACAGAGCAGGACAGAACUCCUUCAACCUGCAGCUCAUUGUAACAGCUAAAGAGGAACUCAAAGCUCCAUUUUUUAUUGAAAAACUGCAAAACACUGGAGUGGCGGAGGGAUACCCAGUGAGACUAGAAUGCCGUGUUGUCGGAGUGCCACAGCCUCAAAUUUUCUGGAAGAAGGAAAAUGAAUCAUUCACCCAAAAUACUGAAAGAAUCAGCACACAUAAAGACAACCAUGGUUACUUAUGCCUACUCAUUCAAGGCACUAAAAAAGAAGAUGCUGGCUGGUACACUGUAUCUGCAAAGAAUGAAGCUGGAAUAAUCUCCUGCACUGCCAGGCUAGAUGUUUACACACAUUGGCCCCAACAGCCUUCAAUCAACAAACCCAAGAAGGUACGCCCUUCAGCUAGCCGCUAUGCAGCACUUUCUGACCAAGGACUAGAUAUUAAGGCAGCAUUUGUGCCAGAAGCAAACCCUGUUCAUCUGAUACCGCACCAUGAGCUAGUAGAAAGCGAUGACCUGUAGAUGCAAUGCCGUACGCAUUUCUUUCAAUUGGAAACAUGUUGAAUGUUUGCCUUAACAGGCAUGACUCAAGUGUCACUUCACCAGUCAAUAAAUGUUCAAAAGACCACGAUCUCCAAAUAGAACACUUAAAAAAAAAAACACAUUACUAUCAAUGGUGAAAUUAUAUAUUAUUUGUUCUGAAUUACAGUUAAAAAAUGGCACAAGGAGUUCACCAUGACUGUACCCAUUGUACAAACGUACUUUUACCAGCCAAUUUGUAAUUUGUAACAAGUAUUUUGCUACACAGUAGCUACAGUCAUUAUGAAUACAUACAAAAGACUUCUAACCAAAUUAUUAUUUUUUUUAUUUUUUAUUAUGUUAUCACACGAUAUCAUCAAGUGCCUUCGAUGAUGAAAUUGUAGUUUAUACCCGUAAAAAGGACAAGCAGUGCAAAUGAAGAGGGUUGAUCUUUCUGAAGUAGAAAAAUGGUACGUUUGUAUACCUUGUUUCUUUGUACUUUGUGUUCUGGGAGGUGCAGUACGAAUGUGCAACACUUACGAAACAUAGAAGAAGAAGAAGAAGAAGAAGAAAGGGGUGCCUACGUAAACAGCAUAUUAAGAUGUCAUCCUGCAGAAUUCUAAAAAGUACAAGAAUAAAUUAUCCACUGACUGUUAUGGGGCCCUUUGGAAGCUACAUUUUAAUAUAAAAACAGAAGGGGCACGAUGUGUAAAAAUGAAAGAAAGCUGUGUUCACUGAUAAUUAAUAUUUCAAUUAUCCCUUUAUACUUGAAAAUUACACACUAAAUAUUCAAACUCAUAACACAGUUGAAAGCAAAGGCUUCAUCGAAAUAUUCCUUUUGUAGAACCCCUGAAAAUCAAACAUUGUUGUCUUUAGUAAAAAGGCUGGGCCUUUCAUGGUUGGUUAGCUGAUGUUUAAUGCAAUAAAUCUUAAAAAAAAAAAUCUGAAACUUUGUAGGCCCCCACAGUUUGACUGCCAGAUGUAAAGUGAUUGUAGAGCGAUGUGGUAAAUACGUUACAGAGAGCCUGUUGAGCAGAUUUUGGUAGCUAGUAGUCAGGAUGAUUAGAGUGUGAGUGAUAACUGAAGGAACAUACCAAGUGUUUACUAGUAUGAAUGACAAAAUGUAUAGUGUGGCCUUACAGUAUGUGAUACUGGAUCAUGUAAGUUAGAAGCAGUGAGCUAAUGUUCCUAGUUUAUUAUAUUGUCUCAUAUUUGUCCAGCCUUGCCAGUCCUAAAACCUAGAGUGUGAAAUGCUUUCUGAUGCAACAAGUGAAUACUUCCCAGGUGAUGCAAAAUGCCACACAAAUCUGGUUUCACCAGUUCUAGCAAAACAGGAGACCAGACUUCCACAUGAAACAGGAGACCGGACUUCCACAUGAGAAAUAAUGUCAUAUUUACUGAACAGCUUCAGUCUACUCAGCAGGAGACAUUUAGAUGGUACAGAUGGACUGUAAUCAAAAGGAAAACACUGUAUUCCUAAUUACAAAAGCACAUUUGUCUUUAUUUAUAAAAAAUGAAAUAUGGUUUGGUUCACCAUAACUAUAUAUCAAGUAUGCUUAGUUUUCUUUGUUGAAAAUGUGUAGUGCAUUAACUUUCAUAUCACUGAAAUAUAUAAAUGUGCUACUUUGUAGAGCACCUAAAAAGCUUACUUUGCUUUUGUGCCCUCCUUUGAAACAAAUGGGUGCUGCCUCUGACAGUAAGCAUUAUUCCUGCAUAUAUACUUUGGAUAUUUCCAAUGUUUGCCAUACUGUAUUCUACUUUUCUGUUAUUCUGAUCAGUUUGUGAAAGACUUGGACAAACUGUGUUUCACAAGUAUUCAGAUUAUUUUGUUGAUGUGACUGCUUUUGCUUAUUUGCUUUUAAGCUUCAAUUGUAGUACUUUUGACCACAUUUUAUUUGUACUUAAAAUAUACCAUCAAUGUUUCUUGGAAUGUUACGUUCCUAUCAAGGGGUUUAAUAUUAAUAAAAAAUAAUGGAUAAA
Messenger RNA from Protopterus annectens (West African lungfish), 6547 nucleotides. RefSeq names its product palladin, cytoskeletal associated protein (gene PALLD). The transcript is spliced from 22 exons. The record is from RefSeq and is a predicted model, not a curated record. Bases 227 to 4570 code for a protein of 1447 amino acids. NCBI's taxonomy places the organism in Eukaryota, Metazoa, Chordata, Ceratodontiformes, Protopteridae. Gene Ontology annotation, molecular function: protein kinase activity.